CACAAUCAUACAAACUGUACCGUCGCGAGAUUAUCUAACAAAUAUGAAGCUGUUAAUAUUGUUGUGUCUCGUCGUACUAGCUGGGGCAGCACCUCCUCCGAAAGUUAAUUACCCACAAGAUGUUCAGAUCCUGCGUUCCGAAUACGACUCUGAUGGUUUUGGUACAUACAACUGGGUAUAUGAACAAACCGACGGCCAGGCACAAGUACAGCAAGGAGAGUUAAGGAAUGCGGGUACUAAAGACGAAUACAUUACUGUCAAAGGUUCCUAUACCUGGGUCGGUCCGGAUGGUAUAACAUACCGCGUCGUCUAUGUCGCCGAUGAAAAAGGUUACCAACCAGAAAUUGAGGAAGGACCUGGUGGCGCUAUCCCUCCAGCGGUUGUUGCUAGCCUUCUUGGUUAAAUAAAUCUACAUAAAAAUGCCUAGUCUUUGUCAUAGUUUAGAAAUUGUUUUAUUUGAAAUAAAAACAGAUAUGAUGCA
This is a messenger RNA of Melitaea cinxia (Glanville fritillary), 481 nucleotides long. RefSeq names its product endocuticle structural glycoprotein SgAbd-5-like. NCBI's taxonomy places the organism in Eukaryota, Metazoa, Arthropoda, Insecta, Lepidoptera, Nymphalidae. Gene Ontology annotation, cellular component: chitin-based extracellular matrix. The record is from RefSeq and is a predicted model, not a curated record. The coding region runs from base 44 to 403 and encodes 119 amino acids. The transcript has 3 exons. Gene Ontology annotation, molecular function: structural constituent of chitin-based larval cuticle.